This is a messenger RNA of Manduca sexta (tobacco hornworm), 739 nucleotides long. RefSeq lists its product as uncharacterized. Bases 56 to 685 code for a protein of 209 amino acids. The transcript has 6 exons. Lineage: Eukaryota; Metazoa; Arthropoda; Insecta; Lepidoptera; Sphingidae. The record is from RefSeq and is a predicted model, not a curated record.
GGACCGACAGCAGUUCCUGCGGGAUGAGGAGCAGCGGCUCAGGGAGUUCAACACCAUGCGCCAGUGGGAGAUCAUGAACAGGUUCAAGAAUGCAGAGAUUCAUAAUGAGUUCAAAGAAAAACUUCGUCUACAGAAGGAGAGGAAAAUUAAUGAGUACAAAGAGGAUAUACUGAAACUAUGGAAAGAGCGUUCAGACCGCGAGGCGCAGGAGCGCGCCGACACGCGCUACUUCUACGGGGAGCUCGCCGAACGGAAACUAAGAGACGCCGACAACAAGCUGCUCACACACGCCAACAAGUUGCUCGAGGAGGCUGCCAAACAUGGCCGCCCGGACUUUGCCUUGCAUAAGGCUAUUGACCGUUACUGCAAGCUGUACCGCCUGUACCCGAUGCCGGCGCUGCCCGCGUCGCUGCAGGAGCACCACCCGCACUACGCGCCGUGGGACGGCUCCGCGCCCGACCCUGGUACGAGGACCCGCCGCCGCCGGGGCAGGACGCUGCAGACACGGGGGGCAAGAGGGACGGCAUGCAGGACGAGAAGCCGGCGUCGUCAAAGCCAGAGUCGAAGAAACCUAGCAAGGAGAGCAAGCCAGAAGAGAACGUGGCCGCAUACAAGCGAAUCGGACCUGCGAACGGAUUGCAGCGACGCAACGCACAGACGGAUCUGUUGUUGCCGUCGAUCGUGACAAUCCCAUGCAAGACGGAGCAGUGCCGCUGUGACCUCAAACACAAAUGAAACU